Messenger RNA from Anopheles moucheti, 547 nucleotides. RefSeq lists its product as uncharacterized. The record is from RefSeq and is a predicted model, not a curated record. The transcript has 2 exons. The annotation marks the transcript as partial. NCBI's taxonomy places the organism in Eukaryota, Metazoa, Arthropoda, Insecta, Diptera, Culicidae.
AUGGGUCCGAAGAAAGCACCACCAAGUAAGGUGGACAUGAUGCGCGUUAUGUCGCAGAUACAUAACCUCGAAAGUUUUAUUGAAACGUACACCAGUGAGCAAUCUACGCAAUGUGAACACCGAUUGAAGUUACUCGAGAGUUGUUGGCAGACGUUCGACAGGAUGCAAACGACUCUUGAAGAUGCCGAAGAAGAUGAAGCAGAAAUUGUUCGCAUGCUCAAAGAGAGAAAUGAUAUGUACGAUCGAUAUUGCUUCAUAAAAGGUCACCUCACAUCAUCCAAACAAGAUUUGAACAGCACUUUACCGAAAAUAAGUCUACCAACGUUUGACGGGAAGAUCACCUCAUGGCUCAGCUUUAAGGAUCGUUUCACUGCAAUGGUAGCUUCAUCCAACGACAUUCCGGAUGUCAUGAAGCUAGAAUAUCUUCUAGCAUCGUUGAAGGGUGACGUUGCGAAACGAUUUGAAUAUGUCGACAUUGCUGCCGAAAAUUACUCCACCACCUGGAAGGCGUUGUUAGAGAGAUAUGACAACAUUCGAGCCCUAAAGC